Messenger RNA from Lactuca virosa, 318 nucleotides. The record is from the annotation of a GenBank genome assembly. Lineage: Eukaryota; Viridiplantae; Streptophyta; Magnoliopsida; Asterales; Asteraceae.
AUGGUUGAAAUGGUUGACGAGAGUGCUGCACUUUUAAGCAAGAUGCCAACUCUAGAGAAAUAUGGUACCAACUUGGGAAAGCUAGCGAAGGAGGGUAAGUUGGAUCAUGUUGUUGAAAGAGUUGCUCAAUUUCCUGGAGGACUUACAAAAACUAAUCCAGAAACAAUUGAUGGGAAGAAGAUGUUUACUGGAGACAUGGGUCGGGAGAGACGACUAAAAAAGCUAAUUAAGCUAAGCGAUGUAAUUAUUCUCCUUAUUGAUGAGUUUGAUGACUUAAUGGGAGCACAAGUAGGAGAAGGGGCUAUUGAUGCUGCUUAG